AUGCCAUUUUAUGAUCCGAACGAGCAAGAACUCAAAGAAGUGAUACAAAACGAAGGUUCUUUUGAAAUCAAUGACUUAGAAACACAUGGAUUUGAUCUUGGCCAUAGUAACUGCGACAACAACGAAGAAGAUAACUAUGAAGCGGGAUACAAUGAAGCCAAAUCUGUAAGAGCCGUUACUGAACCAAUGCUUAUUGCUCAUUUUGGAGAAGAUGUUAUCGAUAUCUUGUUUGAUAAGUAUGCUCGCCAUGUGACACAACACGCGAGCUGCAGAAACAAAACGAGUGUCACUCUUGUCGUUGCGUUGACUAAGAAAUAA
Messenger RNA from Brassica napus (rape), 318 nucleotides. RefSeq names its product salicylate/benzoate carboxyl methyltransferase-like. Gene Ontology annotation, biological process: methylation. The record is from RefSeq and is a predicted model, not a curated record. Gene Ontology annotation, molecular function: S-adenosylmethionine-dependent methyltransferase activity. Bases 1 to 318 code for a protein of 105 amino acids. The transcript has a single exon. Lineage: Eukaryota; Viridiplantae; Streptophyta; Magnoliopsida; Brassicales; Brassicaceae.